GGGAAGGGGGGGAGAGAAGCGAUCGCGAGAGAAAAAAAUGCAACCUCCCAAAAUAAAGAGCAAAGAUUGCAUUAGGAGCGAACAGCGCUGCAGAAAUAGAUGGCAGCUUCGUGUCAUUGACUGAAACAAAACAAAACAAAAGGGCCACUGGAUGUCUGCCUUCUUGGGGGGUGAGCCAGACAGACUGACAAACAAACAGCCCCAACUGUGUUCGGGGGAGGGUUUUGCCUCCCGUUUUGCCCGGCAGCAGCAGCAUGGACGUGUUGGCUAGUUAUAGUAUAUUCCAGGAGCUACAACUUGUCCACGACACCGGCUACUUCUCAGCUUUGCCAUCCCUGGAGGAGACCUGGCAGCAGACAUGCCUUGAAUUGGAACGCUACCUACAGACGGAGCCCAGGAGGAUCUCAGAGACCUUUGGUGAGGACUUGGACUGUUUCCUCCACGCUUCCCCUCCCCCGUGCAUUGAGGAAAGCUUCCGUCGCUUAGACCCCCUGCUGCUCCCCGUGGAAGCGGCCAUCUGUGAGAAGAGCUCAGCAGUGGACAUCUUGCUCUCUCGGGACAAGUUGCUAUCUGAGACCUGCCUCAGCCUCCAGCCGGCCAGCUCUUCUCUAGACGGCUACACAGCCGUCAACCAGGCCCAGCUCAACGCAGUGACCUCAUUAACGCCCCCAUCGUCCCCUGAGCUCAGCCGCCAUCUGGUCAAAACCUCACAAACUCUCUCUGCCGUGGACGGCACGGUGACGUUGAAACUGGUGGCCAAGAAGGCUGCUCUCAGCUCUGUAAAGGUGGGAGGGGUCGCAACAGCUGCAGCAGCCGUGACGGCUGCCGGGGCCGUUAAGAGUGGACAGAGCGACAGUGACCAAGGAGGGCUAGGGGCUGAAGCAUGUCCCGAAAACAAGAAGAGGGUUCACCGCUGUCAGUUUAACGGGUGCCGGAAAGUUUAUACAAAAAGCUCCCACUUAAAGGCCCACCAGAGGACUCACACAGGUAGUGAGAAGCCUUACAAGUGCUCAUGGGAGGGAUGCGAGUGGCGUUUUGCACGAAGCGAUGAGCUCACAAGGCACUACAGGAAACACACAGGUGCAAAGCCCUUCAAAUGCAACCACUGCGACAGGUGUUUUUCCAGGUCUGACCAUCUUGCCCUCCACAUGAAGAGACAUAUCUAAAAAACCGAAAGGCCAGAGUUGCCGUGGCAUCCGCUAGUGUCUAAAGGAAACGGGCACGCCAUGAGGCAGGGGGCUGGACUUCAGGCGGGGACCCAUUGCCUCGCAGAAGAAAGUUCUCAUUUAUAAACCUCUGUACACACACACACAUACACACACACUCACAGACCCACACACAUACACACUGUCAUGCACUCAACUAUAUUUAAAAUGUAUACGUCUAUUCUUUAUGCCUUGCCCUAGCCAGAUGGAAGAAGAUGAAGAAGGAAACCAGGUGAACUCAGCAAGGCAGACUGGCUGCUUACUUCAGCACUAUUGGAAUUAUUUCCCGCUGUUGCCAAUGGAAAUCAAAGAAAAUGGAUGUGACAUCUCUGCAGGUGGACGGCAGUCCGAGGGGCUUAUUUAACUUGCUUCUCAGUGCAACUUGAUAGGAGAAUCCAGCAUCUUAAAGUCGCAUAUGUGUAGCACUAAUGUUUCUUUUUAAAUAGUUGGGGGAAAAUGACCUAGAAAACCAAAUUGCAGUUUGGUAGCCAAAAUUAACUCUUGGUUUAUUUGUCCUUUGUGUGUGAAAAGUCCUACUAUUCCGUGCGUCAGACUUCCUCACAGAACUGUUGACUGGUUUUGGUUCUUCUUAGUACUAUUGAGAUCUUUCGCGUCGAUCCCAACGGCCUUAGCGGCGGCAGACUCUGGAAUAACACCUUACACCUUUCUGGCCUGCAUUUCUGUAGACUUCACUCUCAAGGGAGGAGUUUUCUUUUCUUACUUUUUGACUCUUGCACACCAUAUGCACUAGGGAUUCUGGAAACUUCUAGCAUGACUGCAAAGUGGCCGAGAGAAUAAAGUCCUUGAUGGUAAAUCACAGUAUAUCCCUUGAGCCUCACCUUAUUGCCAGUGCUAGAUUUUUUCUUUUUAAUCUCUCCGUUUUUGCUAACGAAAACUUGAAAAGCUUAUUUGGAAGCUUAAAUGUUUUAUCUUUUCUCCAUGGACUAAACCUCCCCAGGACUCUCUCGGCACCUGGAUGUCCAGCUCUCGAAGCAGCCAAUCAGAUGGGACAUCACAGUUCUCUCAUCCUCCUUGAGGCAUGAUGACCUCAGCUCAUAGUGAUCAACCGUUGUGCUGUGUGUCAUUGCUACCCUAUAACCAGUUACAGCAUAGAUGUCGCUAGUCUCAGAGGGCAGCUGCGUAUUUAAUUUAACUCUGGUUUAUGACCUGACAAAAAGCCAAAAAUAUCACUCUUUCCAGGAGUGGGGAAAACUGAGGAUGCCUCCCAAGUCUAGUGGCUUCACAAAAGAUCAUCCUAUCUUCUCUCUCAUGCCCACUGAUCUCCUGUUCCCCGACUUGUUACAAUACACAAUUUAAAAUGCCAUUGUGGGAGUGAAGGGUUGACAUUUAAGGAAAAGGUUGAGGUGUUUCUCUCAUGGGCUGUCUAAAAGGAGAGACACAUUUCUUUCUUUCUUUCUUUCUUUUUGGCUAGGCCCACCAUGACUUGUGACCGAGAACCCCCAGGAUUAACAGAGGCCUCACAUUUACUCUGCAGGCUGACUCCAAAGGAGUCUACAGUCCUUACUUGUCAUACCACACACACACAUCCAAUACUGGUCUCUACCCGCAUUCCUAGCUAGCUGGCACAGGCCUCAACUCCAAAGACUGCCUUUAGGACCAUCAAAUGGCCUAUGCAAGCAAGCGGGGUGGUUAUUAGGACAGAUUGUAUAUUUUGUAUAUUCUGGGACCAUCCCUUCAAGACACGUCUAUAAAACAAAAUGGCGCUUGGUCCACACACGGUUGCUGCUCCCUCCUACCAGCUGGCUCCCCUCCUGUCCUCCUUUGACUGUUUGACUCAUUGACUGUUAAAAUGCCACCCCAUACAUAUUUGGGAUGCAAAACUGAAGUCAAAAGGAAAUAAUAAUAUAAGAAACACAAACACAUAUAUGACAGCAACCUUCAAGAUCUGGGUUUUCAGCUUUCUGCAACCUUUUGUUUUCACUGAAAUGUUGAAACUACUCGUCUGAGGGCAAAGGAACCUCCUCACAAACGCUGUAGCUGCCAAUUGGACACUUGGGGCAUUUCGAGGUCUGGCCCUAAGAAUUUACUUUCUCCUUUUCCUUUUUUCUAUUUAGACCAAAAACAAAAAAACAAAAAAACAAAAAACGAAAAAACGAAAAAAAAAAAAAAAACAGAAAAUAAUACAAAAAAAAUAAAUAAAUAAAAGAAAAAACACCCGUUAACACACACACACACACACACACACACACACACACAAAAUCUGUCCAUUUGCCGGAGGCAAUUAAAUGUAUGUUAGUUGGAGGGUAUUAAAAAAAAAUCAGUUUUAUUCCAAAGAUUUAAAACUAGACAUGACUUAAAAACAAUUUCUGGAGCACUGCUUGCUGACAAUCUCGUAGUUCUCUACUGCAUUUGAGUGCAUUUUGUGGCCAGUCCAUCAGGGCAUACCAUGGGAUUAUAUUUGAAUGUGUGGUACAUCCUUCCUGGAUGAAGGAUGUGUGAGGGACCUUGAACCUCAGCUGUAUUAAACUGUAGCGCCUCCAGUCAGUGCACUAGAUGAAACUUUUAGACACCCUGAAUUCUGUUGGUUCCUUUCUUUUCCUUUAUGUAGCAGCCUCCAGCAUGAUUGCACGCACACGCCAGUGAUGGCAUUAAGCCAUGGCCACCAUGAUUUGCAAAUGUUCUCUCCCAAGCUGGAGCUGCUCUUGCCUCUCGAAAUGCUAUUAUUAAGGGUUUAUAAUACUUAAUUUAAUUUUCGAACUGACCAAUGCAAGGCUCUAUUAAAAAGAAAGUUUAAAAAAUGCAAAAGAGUAAUCAUUGCUUGUUUGCUCCCUAUUGUCAUCUGUGGUCUCAUUUGAAUGUGGCAGAACAAAGGCCCUUUGGUCCUCAUCAGUGUCUGAAAUGUUCAGUAAUUUCUCUCUCGUUUGUAUCAGUGAGGUCCUUUGUAAUCUGCUCCUGACCUUUCUUGGAGCAGGGUGCAUUGACACUCAAUGGUGGUGCUUGCUUGCUUCGGAGUCAUUUGUUGACUGUGAGAAUUGGCCUAAGAAUUUGGUGGGUGCUACGUGGAUGGCUUUGAAACUGUUCUUCUUUAGCCCAGUUGACACCCGUGAAUGAUGACCAGUCCUGAUCAUUUGGAAAUGAAUUUGUAAUAAAAUGUCCAUCACCUCUGCAGUGGCAGAGAUGGUUGCUAAGAGCCUCUAAAGCGACCAGGUUUUCCAAGAAAUAACCUGAAGAUGUUUUGCUCCCAAGAGGACUGGUAUUUAAAACAGUGCAUUAAUGGACAUUUGAAACACAUUAAACCCCUUUCUUAUUUCAAUUGUUAUCUCCUAACACUCCAGGGGAUCCCAAGUUUGAAAGGAAAAACCGGUUCUGGUGUUUCUGGUGGUGUCCUAACAAGCAUGCUUUUAUCCAGGGUUCAGAGUUGGACACGUAGAAAAAGAGUUUCUAAGCCACUAACAAUUUUUUUUUUUUUUUUGUAAUUUCAAAUUAUACUUCUUUCUCCUACCACAUGGCUGUAAGUCAUAGACAUGGAAACCUGAAAUUAGAAUGCUGCUCCUAGCUACUGGCCUCCUGCCCCACCCAUGGUUAAUGGCUCAGCUCAGUGCCUGGUGGUAAUGAGUAUUAUGUCCAGAAAAAGUGAUGUUCAGAUUCCAUGACAAAGCUGCAUUUUUGUAAAAAUAUUGGCGACCCCAAAAUGAACUUCAUGCUGACCAUUUCCUCCUCUCUGUGUGCUUUCCCUUGCAAAGCCCUUCAAAUAUCCUCUUCACUCGACGCCAUCUCCUCUCCACCUGCACCUCUUGUGCCCUUUGUACAUCUUUGAUUGGCUGAUAACAGGGUAAAAGGACAGCCAACCUCAUGCCUGAUUAGCAGAACCGAAUCCUAGUUUUAAAAAAAUCUUCUCUGGCUUCAGAGAGGAUUUUAUAAGGACUUGUGUUUGGGAUAAGCUUUCCAGAUUAUCCAUGUCUGUUUGCAUCAAAGGGGAAAGAAAUGGGGCUUUCGGAUGGCUCUUCCAGUGCAUUCGGAACAUUGCCUCUUGCCUUCAUUCCUGCAUUUUAUGGCAAAGCCAAAAGAAAGAAACUCAAGUUGCAAGAACAAAACCCAGUGACUAGUUUUGACGAUUCGAAAUGAUUUCCUUUAUGGAAGUCACUUCAUAAAAAUGUUAAAUAAAAAGUGGGGAAGUGCUUUAGUCUUCUCUUUUGCAUGAGUUGCUUUUGGGAGCAGGAAGAAGGUAGGCAAAGUAAGAUAAAGAUGCAACACAUUUAACUACAAAAAUCAGAUUCAUUUUUUAGUUUAUUGUAAUUUUUUUGAAAUCAGGAGGGCCAGCAUUUCUGGCUGCAAUUUUGCACCCAGAACAUUGCCAAAAUGAACAUUCAGUGAGUAGAACCUGAUUGAAAUUUAUUGCUGGAAGCUUUCCUUUGCAUUUUGGGGAAAUGGCCGCCUGCCAAGCGCAAGAGUUGAGGGGCAGGAGGGGAGGACUCAAAUUCUGGGUGUCUGGAUUAAAUUUCGGUGAACAUGGUGAUAUCUCAGUUUGAAAACUAGAGGGCCUAUCCUGAGUAUACAUCAAUGUCUCUUUGAUGGCCUACUUUCCUCAAUGAGGAUCUUUGGGAAUACUUGAGAUGGAACAACAGAAACGUGUGAAAGGAAGCAUAAACUUCUUGUAAAUAACGUGACCUCCCAUGACGAACUGCCUGAGGCUUCAGGGUUUUUUCUUGCUUUUAACACUCUUAAAUCUCCUCUGUUGGUUCCUAAUAGAUCCCAGAAAAGGGAAAAAUAAAGCUGCAAUUAACUUUCUUAUGUGCAUCCUUCCAAUAUAGUACUGUAUUCUUCAGGUGUUUUGCAUUUAACAUUAAAGUCCUCGGGAAACAGGUGUCAAAAACAGAGAGAAAUCCUGGGCCAUCACUUCACAAGUAUCCCAAACGAGAUAUUCUUUUCAAACAGGGCUCCCUCUCAGUGGUCAUGAGGGAAGGUUAAUACGUUCUUUGUUGGGGACUGUUUAUACAAUUUUUUUUUCAACUGUGAGCUUUGGAAUCGUAACUUGCUGUGAGUCCAGCUUCUGUCUACUGCCAUAAGAUGGACCCCACGUCAGCAUAAUGAGGGUGGUAUAUAUGCUCGCACCUAGACAUGCGCGUAUGUACCUGUCGUACCUUCACGGAAGGAAAACAGGCUACUGACGUUUCAGAGGAGUAGCCACCAGUGCCUAAUACCUUUUGGGGGGGAUGGAUGCUUAUAAUUGCCAGUAUAUCGAAACCACACUGGGAGUUCCACAUAGCGGGGAGGGUUUGGGGGUGGGCAGAGGGGACAUUUUAAACCUAGGCCUUUGGACUGGAGGCAGAAUGAUUUCUGCAAACCUAGGUCCUGAAGGCUUUGGGGCUUAUUGGCUGGUUCUCAACCUUUUUGUUUUUUCUUCCCAGCAUGCAUUUCCUAUCUAAACCCAGACUUAGUUUAAUUUCCUUAUCUUUCACUUCUGCUUCAUUCCAGGGAGGAAAAAUACACCUGUUAAUGGCCAAGAUCUCCUUGCUAACACAGAGGCAAAAAUAAAUGUCUAAUGUUUUUGAAGCCUCCCCUUCCUUUCCACAAGCCCCCGCCCGCCCCCGCAUCAAGCUCCUUCUCCCACUUCCUACUCCCACAGAGCUUCCCAGUCACCACAACUUUUCUUUCAAAUCUCUAUUAUCCUCUUAACAGUUGCUUGAAUAAAUUUAUUUUUGCACUAUACAUUUUCUUUUUGCCAGAUGUGUCUAACAAGUGUGUUUGGAGAGACCUACUCCCAGCCCCCUCUCCUUCCCCGCCUCCCCCCGUCACAUUCUCUCAGGCCUUCUCUGGUAUUUAUAAUAUAUCACAGAAGUACCCAGUCUUAUAGCCCUCGGUUAUGCCUUUUUUUGACAUUUUAUUUUUUUUAAGCUUUUUAUAUAUAUAUAAAUAUAUUACUUUGUCAAGUUUUUUUGCUGUACAAAAGUCUUAAGAUUUAAAACUAUUAUUUGUAUUAUAUGAUGGUGGUAUGUUAAUGUUACAAAAUUAUUAAUGAAGAAAAAAUUUAUUUUUGUUACUGGUCUGUUUCAUAAUUCUUUUCUAAAUUGGUAUAUUGUAAGAUAUCUAUGCAAAAAAUGUUAUGUGACGCAUUUUUAUUUAAGAAUGUAAUAUGUGUAAUAAACAGUAGAAUGUGUUUGGCCUUGGAAUGCUUUACUGUAUUUCUCCUUAGCUUGUUUCACUGGGGAAAAAAAUCUUCGAAAGACACAAGUGGGUACUUACAUACUUUGUGAAAGUUUUCUUUCUUGGAGAAAGGGAAAGCAAAAGGUUGUAUUAGGUUAUCUUCGUUUAGGAAGUUGUGUGUGUGUGUGUGUGCACGUAUGUGUGUAUUUUAUAGUUUCACUGAGGUAGCUCAAUGCCUAAAUAAGAAGGGUCAUUGAGUUUAUUUCUUCAAGAGGAAAAAGGGAGCCAGUUGUUGGAGGUUAUGAAAAGCAAUAUUUUAGAAUGAGAUAGAUUACAAGAUGUUAUUUGUUUAGGGGGUUGGGAGAGGCUUAUUGAAAGCAGUUUAUUUGGUGAGCAAAGGAGGCAGUUUGUUCUGUGAUGGUGUUUAAUAGGAACCUAUUGGGAAAGGAUCUUUGAAGCAGUUUGUGAAGGAAGGAGGAAGGGGAAAGAUCAGAGGGAAUAAUUUAGGUGAGGGGUAGGGAGCAGUAAAAUGGCAGGAGAUGGUUAGAUUGGGGAGGAAAUGGGUAACCGGAAGCCAGGAAAUCCCGCUGGCUGUGGAGAGUACAAAAAAAUAGAUGGAAAUACAAGCAGCUUCAGACCCAGAGAAGAGAGGGAGAUGAAAGCCCCAGGGAAAAUUCUCAGAACUGAAAAGAAAAUUACUAAAAUCUCUGCCACAUACUUGACUUCCAGGAAAGAGCAUCACCAGUGAGGAGGAAGGUAGAGAACCCAGCUGGUGGUGUCGCCUCAGCAUCCCGAGCUCAGCGAUUCCCCAAGAGAAGUGGUGUCAUUCACAGGAAACAACAGUAAAACACAUUUGUCACAUGGGACACAGCACUAAUCAAGCUUUCUUUGCAGUCUUUGGACUUACAGAAGUGGAUACAAUGGUGAAUAACCUCUAUCCCUAAUCAAAUGAAUCUGACAAGAAACUUUUCAAUAAAUGUUUACUUU
Molecule: messenger RNA, 8297 nt
Organism: Piliocolobus tephrosceles (Ugandan red Colobus)
Lineage: Eukaryota; Metazoa; Chordata; Mammalia; Primates; Cercopithecidae
Gene: KLF7
Product: KLF transcription factor 7
Exons: 5
Coding region: 255-1166 (303 amino acids)
Biological process (GO): regulation of transcription by RNA polymerase II
Molecular function (GO): DNA-binding transcription factor activity, RNA polymerase II-specific; RNA polymerase II cis-regulatory region sequence-specific DNA binding
Source: RefSeq, a predicted model, not a curated record